Cornus florida is the source of this 2552-nucleotide messenger RNA. RefSeq names its product protein indeterminate-domain 12-like. The record is from RefSeq and is a predicted model, not a curated record. Gene Ontology annotation, cellular component: nucleus. Gene Ontology annotation, molecular function: DNA-binding transcription factor activity. The coding region runs from base 1007 to 2314 and encodes 435 amino acids. The transcript is spliced from 3 exons. Lineage: Eukaryota; Viridiplantae; Streptophyta; Magnoliopsida; Cornales; Cornaceae.
CUCCUAAGCCUUCUAGUUAGCAAUCCUCCUUUUAAUACAUUCCAUUCAAAUCAAGCUCCUUUUGGGUUUUGGGUAUUUUAUAACAGGAGGAACAAAGGAUAAGACAGAAAGUGCCUACGUCAUUUUUGAAGAAAUCAAUAUGUAAAACAUGAAAAGAAAAUUUGAGAAUAAUUAGGUUGGGAUUCUUCCAAGUCUCUUUGCUAGAGUUGCCCUCUCUCUCUCUCUCUCUCUCUGAAUUCUUAGCUUUUCUCUGGGGUUUCUUGCCUUCUUUUACUUUAAUUUUUCAUGUACUCUAAUUUUGCACCCUCUUCCCUUUGGUCUUGGUCUUGGUCUGCCACUAUAAUCAUCACCUUCUGUACACAAUCUCUACCCACUGCUUAUUUUUCUCAGUACUGUGCAGUCUCCCUAUUCAGUAUUCACAUAUAUAGACAUACAGGGUAGUAGUGGAGAGUUUUGAAGAAAAAACCAUUAUCUUACUGUCUCUUCUUUCCCAUAUAUAUCUAUAUAUAUGUGUGUGUUUCUGAUAUAUAAUUGCAUGGUGGGGAUAGCAUAGCUUGAUGGGUUUUUAAAAGAGAUUGGAAAAAGAUCAUGAUAUACAAAUUGGGAUGCAGAGUUGCUCAGACAAGCAAUCCAAUAUCCAUUGUUAGAUAGCGACUUUGAUAAUCACCCAUCAUCAUCAUCAUCAUCAUCAUCUCCUCACGAGAUUUUGCUUUGGACACCCCAUAUUCAAUGAUGCCUUUCUCUGCCCAAAUGUCACUGCCACCUGUUCAUCAAACAAACCACUACUAAUUAGUUGUAUCCAAAGCUGGGAUUCUCUCUCUCUGGGCUGUUUAAUUCCUCUCUUCUUGUUUUUUCUUCAGAGUCCUAUAGUGGGUUGUUACAAGAGGGCUUAGUAGUGCAAGCAUUCACACACACACACACACAAACACAAACACACACACACACACAGAGUAGUGGGGUUUGUUUUGUUUUUGUUUUUCUUGUGUUGGAGUCUUCUUCAGAGGCAAUGUUUCCUUCUGUCAUGUCUAACUCAACAUCUUUGUCUCAUGAGGAAGUUAGUGUUUCUUCUGGUGCUAAAGUUCAAGACUUUGGUAGCUUAAAUCCAAUGGUUUCAUCCAUUUCUACUCAGCAGCCACAGAAGAUCAAGAAGAAGAGGAACCUUCCCGGAAACCCAGACCCUGAUGCUGAAGUAAUUGCAUUAUCUCCGAAGACCCUUUUGGCAACCAAUAGGUUUGUGUGUGAGAUCUGUAACAAGGGGUUUCAGAGAGAUCAGAACCUUCAGCUUCACAGGAGAGGCCACAAUCUUCCAUGGAAGCUGAAGCAAAGGAACAACAAAGAGAACAGGAAGAGAGCCUAUGUUUGCCCUGAGCCUACAUGUGUUCACCACCACCCUUCAAGGGCUCUUGGUGACCUCACAGGAAUCAAGAAACACUUCUGCAGAAAACAUGGGGAAAAGAAAUGGAGGUGUGAGAAGUGUUCAAAGAUCUAUGCAGUUCAAUCAGACUGGAAGGCUCACUCUAAAACCUGUGGAACAAGAGAGUAUAGAUGUGAUUGUGGAACCCUUUUCUCCAGAAAGGAUAGCUUCAUUACCCACAGAGCAUUUUGUGAUGCUCUAGCUGAAGAAAGUGCAAGACUCUCAGUAAACCUAUUGGCAGCAACAACCAACCAAACUGCAAACCAAGCCUUCAAUCUACAUGACCCACAAAACCCAUCACCUCUCUUCCCAUUCACCACCCAACCUGCCCACAUCUCCCUCAACCCUUGGGACCCACCUCAAAACCCUAACCCUAGCCAAAACCCACUUCAUAUCAAACCUGAAACCACCAUCCCACCACCACCACCAAUCUCUUCCUCAUUCUUCCAAGAACCACCACCACACAAGACCAUGAUCCAAAGCUUCAUUUCAAACAGUGCCACCUCUGCUCACCUCUCAGCCACUGCACUCCUCCAAAAGGCUGCAACAGUUGGUGCACAGUCAGUUGGUCAAGUGGCAUCUACUAUGGGCCAGCUGGGUACCACUGUGGGUCACGUGCGCUCCGGAAUCUCACCAGAGUACCUCUGUUUCAAUCCCGGAAAUCUUGCCGCGUGGCAGCAGAAGAGUGAUCGGCUGACCAGGGACUUCUUGGGCUUGACAGCAGACUGUGGUGGUGGCGGCGGCGGCUUUGGCGGUGGAAAUGCUGACGAUGGCGUUAACGCUAGUGUGAACCUGAGGGGUCCGCUAUCGUUCACGGGGUGCGUAGACUUCUCAGCAUAUGACCGUGACCACACGCUGCUGAAGCCCCAAGGUUUUGGUUUUGCCGAUACAUGGGGGUAAUUGUCAGACAUGUUGAGGGGUAAAAUAGUAAUAAGGGCCUUCGGAAGUAAAAUGACUAAUAUACCCCCAAAGGAAAGAGGAAAAGAAACUAUUUUCCCUUCUUGGCUAUUUUCUAUUUGUUUUCGUGGUUUUCUAUGUUUUCAUGUUGCGAAGAAAUGUUAAGUAGCAGUAACUUCUCAUAGCGUUAUGCUGAACUAUAUAUUGUCCGUUUUUGUUCAUGAAUUUACAUUUUUAAGUA